AUGGGGAAACAAUGUGCAGUUACUGCCACAACAGGGAUUGCAUGUUCUGUGUAUCCUGCCCAACUCAAGCCAAUGACCAUACAUCGUUGGUCAGGGAUAGGUGAUGGUCGUUAUGACUCAUCUGAAAUGAAAAGAAUUGUGAAAAAUAACGUCCGUUAUAAAGACGUGAUGGACAGAAUUUUCAACACAGACGUUCUGAUCAUUGAUGAAUGCUCAAUGUUUAGUAAAAGACUACUUGAAACUUUGCAUGAAGUAUGUUCUUUAAAAAAUCCACAACUUUAUUUUGGUGGGAUCCAAGUAAUACUUGUUGGUGACUUCGUGCAACUUCCACCUGUGCCUUGUGCUAGAUACAACGAGGAUGGUUCAUAUUGCUUUGAAAGUGAUAUUUACAGAGCAGCUUUCCCUCACCAUAUUAUUCUUAAAGAUGUUAUUAGACAGAAAGACAAAUUAAUGGUUGAGGCUAUCCGUGAAAUAUCUUUAGGUGAAGUUUCAAACGACACUAUCUCUUUAAUCAAGCAAUUAACACGCCCAUUAAAUGGAGAAAGCAUAAAACUUUUUGCAACUAAUGACUUGGUUGAUGAUUAUAAUCGAGACCAAAUACUGGAUUUUCCUGGACAUCUUGUUGAAUUUAAAUCAAGUGACACAGGAGAUAAAAAGUACCUCAAUGACAUGCUGGCUGCAAAAAAUUUGUGGUUAAAAAUUGGAAUUCCAGUUGUGUUAAUUAAGAAUUUAUCCGAUGUGUUAGUGAAUGGACUUAUGGGAGAAGUUUAUGAUAUCUGUGAUGACGGGAAGAUUCUGGUGGAGUUCCCAAAAAUGAAUGAGUUUAUGUUGACAGGGUCAAAUUUGAAGGUAAUAAAUUGUUUUUCAGCAAUUUGA
Molecule: messenger RNA, 876 nt
Organism: Mercenaria mercenaria
Lineage: Eukaryota; Metazoa; Mollusca; Bivalvia; Venerida; Veneridae
Exons: 1
Coding region: 1-876 (291 amino acids)
Biological process (GO): telomere maintenance; DNA repair
Molecular function (GO): DNA helicase activity
Source: RefSeq, a predicted model, not a curated record